Bufo bufo (common toad) is the source of this 2848-nucleotide messenger RNA. It is a transcript of the gene ENG, whose product is annotated as endoglin. The record is from RefSeq and is a predicted model, not a curated record. The transcript has 15 exons. NCBI's taxonomy places the organism in Eukaryota, Metazoa, Chordata, Amphibia, Anura, Bufonidae. The coding region runs from base 391 to 2244 and encodes 617 amino acids.
AAAAGGCAUUUCCUCCUCAGUGAUCUCCAGCUGCAUAAGACCUCCCCAGUCUUCCCUGCUAGUUUCCUGGACAGAGCUCAUCAGAUAGUGCUGGUUGUCAGAGCAGUGCAGAGCAAUCUGGACAGCGGUCCACUCCUCUUCUCCUCUUGCUUCAGAAACUUAUCCUCUCCGACUCUUUAUCUGUCUCCUCCUCUGCUUAUAAACAGCCGGUCUUCUCAAGAGGAACAAAAUCUGGAUUUCUGUCACCGUCCGACAGCUCCCAGCUCCGUGUCGACCCGUCGUGCUCCGAUCUUACUUUGUCGCUUGCUCUGAGCUUUGUCUGAGCCGGCACUCUUGGACACAGGCUAAGAGAGAACAUCAAGGAAGCAGAAAAGGAGACGACUGAGAAAGAUGAAGGUUCUUCAGAUGCUACUUCUUGUUCUUUGUCUCCGGAUGGGACAUUCAGUUCCGGUGUCCCUGUGUGAUUUUCAAGAGGACAGCAGCAACGUGGUCUCCGAAGCUGUGGCCAAGCACUCCCUCACCAUAAAGGGUUGUGUAGGAAAGUUCUCAAGUCAAGAAGUCUACGUGCUUAAUGUCCAUUACACAAGCAACAUUAAGAUCCUUCAGCUGGAGGUCUCCAGAGACGGGGAGAUGCCAGGGCAGCCGCCUGUGCUGAUUGUGAAUACAGACCCCGGUGCCUUCAUAUAUAUCACUGACAACCAUCUGCCAGUCAUCCUGCAGUAUCCCAGGUCUGUGAUGACUAAAAGUUUGGCACACUGGAACAUUUCUCAAGAGGAUCUGCCAGAAAAUAGCGAGGAGCUUCUUCAGUGGGCAAAGGCCAAGUACUCCGAAGUGAGCUUCUUUGCUGAACUGCAAAAUCCGAACAAAAUCUACCUGGAUCUGAAGCAGGAUGAAACCGGGCCAGAGACGUGCAUGCUGCAGGAUAACUUCCAAGCUAUGGACAUCCUCCAAGCGGACUAUUCUGCUGCUGAAAUAAAGACGUGCACUCUCCAAAAUGCAGAACCUAUUAAAAACGCCUACAUCGUCCAUGUCACCCAUCCGCACCCUCAUCCAAGUCACAAGGAAAUAGAUAUUAAUGUGGUCAUCAACAACGGACCAUGCAAACAUCCACCCAUGGUGUAUCUGAAGAGCGAGGAAGGCUACAGCUGGAACAUUCAUAACAAUGAAAAUAUUGGAAUAAGGGCCUCCGGCAAUUCCACGCUGCAUUCAUUUAGGAUACCUGCCGAAUCUCUACCAGAAACCAGAGAUGAGCUCCUCAGCAUUGCUAGAUAUAAUGGUGGAGCAGAUCUGAAAAGCAUCUCAUACAUACAAGUCUUUGAUGCCAGAUCUGUGAGACUUCCCGUUUCUUGUGUUUCUGAGGAGAUAGCCCCAACGACUAAGGAACCGGAGGACCAGUGUUUGAAGCUGCUAAAGGCCACCAUGCACUACAUGUGCAAUGAUGAAAAGCUAAUCAUCUCAAUGAGCAAAGAAGUCAUGAAGGUCUGUAAUCUCCAGAGUCUUGAACAGAUAACUUUUCAAAGCACUGAGUGCUCAGCUGAGAUUGUAGAAGACUAUAUCGUGUUGUCCACAUCGAAGGCGGAGUGUGGAAGCACCGUAAUAAAUAAUGAAAUAAUAAACAGUUUAAACAUAAGAAGUAAUGAAAAAGAAAUUUUUAAUAAAAUAUUAAUGUGCGAGAUCCCAACAAUCAAAGUAGAAGUAUUUCAAAAUCCUGACUUCACUCUGUCCACCAAUACAUUUAAUGCUGACAAGAUCACCUAUGUGCGGGUGGACACUACCUUCAUAAACCGCUCAAUAAGCAAGUGUGAUUUAUCGGUGGGUAACAAGACCUUGACACUGAACAGAAACCGGCCUCAGCUUUCUGCGGAAUAUUUCUCCUGGAUAUUUAACACAGAAGGAUUAUCUCUCCCAGAAUCAAGCUCUGCCAAACUCAGCUGUGCUUUUUGUUAUGGAUAUGAUAUCCCAGUGGACUGCUGUCUGAACAGGUCAUUGGAUGUGGCUAUAGUUAACAAGUCCAAAUCUCAAUCGCAAGGCCUCGGCAUGGAGUCAGUCCUGGGGAUCACGUUUGGAGCAUUCCUGAUUGGAGCACUUCUUACAGCCGCCCUGUGGUUCAUCUACACCCGCACACGCUCCUCCUUUAAGAUGCAACCAGUUCCAACAAUGCCUGGAGGGUCCGAGAGCAGCAGCACAAACCACAGUAUCGACAGCACACAAAGUACCCCCUGCAGUACCAGCAGCCGAGCAUAACAGCAGAGUAUACUAACGUAACAAAAAACGCCAUAAAGAAUGGGGCCCUAUCGGUUUGUAAAGCUGUGACUUUAUGGUGAGGGUCUUGAAGCAGAUGUGUUCUUUGACGUCCAUUUACCUUUAAUUCUCUGUUAUCCGAAGCAAAAUUGGUGAAAAUCCAUCAGACGUGGGGACGAGACCAGCUGCAAUAUUCCAAUAGGUCAAUGUCUACUUGACGGGUAACAAAGCCACUGAUAUUGGAAAAAAAGACGGUUUUCAAGAAGGUUUCCUUCAGAAGGACUAAUAGUCACUUCCAUCAGGCCUGGACUGAUAACCUGAACCAAUGGUGGCACAUGGACAGUUCCAAUUAUUAGCGUUUUUAUUAAGCUACCUAAUAUAAACCUCUCAAUCCAACCUACAGUAUUUGCUUUUACAUAUCGUAAGACUUGACAGUCAUUUGUAGCAGUCAUAUGUUGUAGCAGAAACAUAUUUUAUGUGUGCACCAUCCAACUGGAUGGCGGCAUAUCCACUAACCACAGUAUACGGCAAAUACCUCAGGAUCACUUCACAAUGACCAAGAUACAUAAAACAAUAGUAAUCAUGGUGCCCACCCUCUCACGGGUGA